Messenger RNA from Telopea speciosissima, 969 nucleotides. RefSeq lists its product as uncharacterized. Lineage: Eukaryota; Viridiplantae; Streptophyta; Magnoliopsida; Proteales; Proteaceae. Bases 1 to 969 code for a protein of 322 amino acids. The record is from RefSeq and is a predicted model, not a curated record. Gene Ontology annotation, molecular function: nucleic acid binding; RNA-DNA hybrid ribonuclease activity. The transcript is spliced from 2 exons.
AUGGAGAAUUUGCGCACUAAGGCUGCUGCACCUGCUUGGGUUUCAGCUGUUUGGAACCAAGAUCUCCAUCCACGUGCUGCUGUGUUUGGUUGGAGACUUUCACAUGGGGUGUUACCUACUGAUCACAUGACAGAGGUGCUCUAUGUUUUCAAUCAAAGUUGGAGUGGGUUCCCUACAAUUGAGCUAUUAUUCUCGUGGUGGCGCAGGAAGACCAAGGCAGUCCCACUCUCUAAGGCAUGGGGAGCGCUACUGAUUGUUUGUUGCAAAAAUAUAUGGUGGGAGCGCAACAGACAACGCCAUGAAAAUUUGAGAAGGUCUCCUUCAGAAGUGGCGACUUUAUGCUUUAAAGAAGUUGGAGAUUGCUCUAGGGCGAAAGGGGUACAGGUCAGAACCGUACAAGAUCUUACUUUGGCUCAAUUAAUGUUGAAGGUUCCAGCUGCAAGGCCACCGAUUAAGAGAAUAAUAGAAGUGAAAUGGAAACUACCUCCGCAUGGAUGGUGGAAAUUGAACAUCGAUGGCUCUUCCUUGGGCAACCCAAGCGCGAUUGGAGCAGGAGGGAUUUUUCGGGACCACUUAGGAGCGGUGUUGAGAUGUUUUUCAGAAUACCAGGGCGUGGGUUCAAGCUAUAUGGCUGAACUAGAGGCUUUUUUUGCAGGAGUCAAGCAUGCGAGAGAGAUAGGCGUUGAGAAACUCUGGAUCGAGUGUGACUCAGAGGCUGUAGUCUCAGCCAUACUAUCUUGUAAGAUUCCAUGGAGUCUUAUGCACAAGUGGGGGAACACUAGUACUUUUCUCAAUUCUAUCCAGUGGCGUAUAACACAUUGCUAUAGAGAAGCAAAUUCUGCUGCGGAUGCCCUUGCUACCCAGGCGGCGAAAAGGAAAAUAACUUCAUGUUGGUCUGUCCCCCCUUUAUUCAUUAAGCAGACAAUGUACUGGGAAGCGCUGCAGUGGCCUUUCUAUAGAUUCACAUAG